AUGACGACUCACAUCUCCCAUCUAGAACAGGAUUUAUCCGGUUCCGUGACCACUACAACUAGUACGGUCUCCCACCUUUCUUGUGGCACCCCCGAUUCUGUGCCCAUCUUCCACAGUCUCCUGAGGUUUCGCUCCGAUCAUCGUCGGUCUCUAGAAACUUCCAGUGUAGUUGGCGACACUGUUGCGGUCGAACAAGUUCCACGGCCAGGCCAUCGGCGGCGCGCGUCCAUACUUAGCAAACUGGCGGGUCCGCGGGAAAACGCAAAGCGAUUCCUCCGCCUGGGGACUCCUAUCCACCCGACUACUACGCUGACGCCACCCACUCCCACUCCCUCAAUGCCCGAAACACAUCGCCCUCGCCCCGUGUCUGAGAUUCUUUUGUCCCCCGAUGAUGCACAAAUGCUUGCCAGCACAGGUUUGAGGACGGGCAGGCUGCGCUCCCACUCUUCGUCGACCGUGUCGGCGUCCCAGCCUUCCCCGAUUUCGGCUCAACCGGCAAUCCCGGCGGCGGAUCCAUCGGUGCCGUUUCCCACUCUGCGCAAUGAGAAGAUCGUGGCGACCGGCAGUGGCAUAACGGUUGGUGUUGCGCUCACCGAACCCGUCCUGUUUCUUCAGGGUUAUGAUCAGAACGAUCCCAGCACCAAAAAGUCCGCCAUCCUGCGCGGGCAGCUGCAUCUCAAAAUUACCAAGAGUGUCAAAGUCAAGAAGAUCUCUAUUUGUUUCCGCGGACAUGCCCAGACCGAUUGGCCAGAUGGUAUGUUACAUCCCAUUGUCCUUACCCCAGGUGGCGUCACCACUAACUCAUUGUCUUCUGUAGGGAUUCCGCCCAAGAAAGUCCACUUUCACGACAAGAAAGACCUCGUCACACAUGGCGUCAUGUACUUUAACCAUGGAGAUACUGCGCUGAUGCAAAAUGACUACGGCGCGCACUUCUACCAGCACGCCAAACCGGUGACGUCGGUGACGGGCAAGGAUGGGCCGACCACCAGCACCCGGGAGUUGCUCUCCAAGACCGGCUCGGUGACCUCGUUGGGCCAGAACGGCCAACUGACAACCAAGGAUUUGAAGCGACUGUCCUUGCAAUCCAACCAUUCGCGCAGUCUGAGCAAGAAUGACGCCCCGCCGCCCCCGGCUCACACUCAGCGCAACUACCGGUUGUUCCCCGUCGGUGAUUAUCUGUAUAGCUUCGAGUUUCCCAUCGAUGGCUCUCUCCCCGAGACGAUCAAGACCGAUCUGGGGUCUGUUCGCUAUGAUAUCGAAGCGAUUGUGGAACGGGCGGGUGCGUUUCGCCCCAAUCUGCUGGGUACGUUGGAAGUGCCGGUCAUCCGCACGCCAGCAGAGGGCUCGUUGGAGCAGGUCGAGCCGAUCGCCAUUUCGCGAAACUGGGAAGACCAGCUGCAUUAUGACAUUGUCAUCUCGGGAAAGUCAUUUCCUCUUGGAUCGCAGGUUCCCAUCGCGUUCAAGUUGACGCCGUUGGCGAAGGUUGAGUGCCACCGGAUCAAGGUGUAUGUGACUGAGAACAUUCAGCACUGGACUGCGGACAAGAGCGUCCAUCGGUUUCAACCAGCAAAGAAGGUGCUGCUUUUUGAGAAGAGGGCGGACUCAGCCAGUACCAGCACCUACCCGGGAAGCUCAAUGCGAGUGACGGCCGGUGGCGGCAUCGACUGGGACCGUCGCGCGGCUGCUGCGAGGGGCGAGGAGAUUGUCGAUCGGAACCGGACCAACCUCCUUGGUAAUCUCUCCAGCGACGCGGGGGUUGGCCCGACUGAGAUGGAGUUCAAUGUUCAGCUUCCCAGUUGCCAGGAGAUGCGCAACCGGGAUGAAUCCCAGCGACUGCACUUUGACACCACGUAUGAGAACAUUCAAAUCAACCACUGGAUCAAGAUUGUACUGCGGCUGUCCAAGGUUGACGAACGAGAUUCGGGCAAGCGAAGACACUUUGAAAUCUCGAUCGACUCUCCUUUCCACCUGCUUUCCUGCAAGGCUACCCAAGCGAAUAUCUACCUACCCGCAUACACCUCACCCGACUCGGAGCCGCCGCCGCAGGCUCAGGAGUAUGAAUGUGGCUGUCCGGGGGCGCCGCCGGUCAACAGGAAUGGUUCUCGGAACGGCUCCAGCCGGCAGUCACUGUCUUCUGACCGGGACGAGGUGUCCCUCGGCGGCGCAGUUGCGAGAAGCUUCACUAAUGGUUCCGGUGGGCUGGCUCGACCUCCCCAGGCGCAUUUGGCGGAUGAGCCAACCGAUCGACACCCUGCGCCCCGGCCGAUGCAUCUUCUGCGGGCGCCAUCAUUUGCACCGCCCGCCUUCGAAGAUGUCCCGCCACCACCACCACUCGUGACGCCUCCCCCGGAGUAUAACUCCAUCGUUGGGGACAACGACCGAGAAUCGGUUCUGCAGGACUACUUCUCACGGCUAUCCUUUUACGAGGAACAUGCCGAUGAUGAUCGGGGCCGCGGCCGAGUUGAUGUGCCUCUCACGCCAGGGGGGCGCGUGAACCGCAGCAUGGACGUCCCACGGGAGUGGAUACCAGCUGUAGCAGAUACAGCAGAUGCAUGGAUUGAGUUAUACGUACUGAAUAGUGGUAUCCCCUUGCCUCCAUAUCUAAAGCAUGAACCUAAUGAUGAAGCAGCGGUGAAAGGUCAAAGCAACUUCACUUGGUUAUUACCUCUGAGGUUUGAGCUGCAGAAAACAAAGAGCAAAAUGCCCAUCGAAGUAACAGACCUCACCGAGGCAGAUAUCCCCGCCGCCAUUGAGAUCAUUCAGACGGCGUUUGCGGAAGAUCCGUAUUUCAAGUGGGUGUUUGAUGCUGAGAAUUUCAACAAGCAGCGCAAUCACGAUUCCCUAGCGGUGCGAUGUCGCUGGGGAAUCAACAAUGCCAUCUUCCAAGUUGCGACAGACACAUCAAAACCCCCAGGGAAAAAGAUAGUCGGCGUCUCCUGCUGGCUCCCACCUACCCCCGCUCACACACCAGAGACAUGGUACAGCUGGACACAAAACUGGCUUCUCAGCUUUCGCCAGACGCUCAACAACGUAUGGCAUUUCGGACGGGGCGGACUCCGCACGAACCGCUACUGGAUUUGGAAGGAGCGGCAGCAUGAAGCGCAAAGCCAGAUCUGGGAUGAUCCCAAGGGAUACUAUUUCUGCAAUAUCGUGGCGGUGCACCCGGAAUGUCAGGGUCUGGGGGUGGGGAGGAAGCUCUUUGAGGCGGUGACGGAUCGGGCGGAUCAGGAGGGAGUCAAGUGUUAUUUGGAGAGUUCGAGGAAUGUGCCUAAUGUGCAGAUUUAUGAGAAGAUGGGGUUCGAGAUGAGGAGGGAGAUGGAGUGUAGGGAUGGGGAGGAUGUUUGUAUGGGGCUUUGUGGUGAAACGGGGUGUUGUAUCAGAUGGUUGGCUAACUUGGGACAGCUCUAUUGUAUGGUUCGUGAGCCAAAGACCAAGUCGGAACUGUGA
This is a messenger RNA of Aspergillus vadensis CBS 113365, 3447 nucleotides long. RefSeq lists its product as uncharacterized. The record is from RefSeq and is a predicted model, not a curated record. The coding region runs from base 1 to 3447 and encodes 1148 amino acids. The transcript is spliced from 8 exons. Gene Ontology annotation, biological process: ubiquitin-dependent endocytosis. NCBI's taxonomy places the organism in Eukaryota, Fungi, Ascomycota, Eurotiomycetes, Eurotiales, Aspergillaceae. Gene Ontology annotation, cellular component: cytosol; cytoplasm. Gene Ontology annotation, molecular function: acyltransferase activity, transferring groups other than amino-acyl groups; ubiquitin protein ligase binding; protein-macromolecule adaptor activity.